AUGCCAAAGCAUGUCAUCCUACACAUUAUGGUUAUUACAGUGGCAACUUCACAGGCAGUUGUAUAUGUUCUUCAUGUUCUUGCUAUUUCUGAGAUGGACCUUGAAGCCAAAGACUCUCACACAGUCCAUACUGAGUUUUGUUUUCAUGGCUUCAACAUCUUUAAUGACUUUUUUAGUCCGAUAUAUACAUAUGAAGCUACAAUAGAACUUCUCUCUGCUCCAAACGGAUUCAUCCCUAACUAUAAAUGUGAUCUCCAGAAUAAUCUGAUAGCAGUUAUUGAGGGACCAGGUUCUAUGGCUUUUCUGGAUAUGGCUACUAUCCUGACUUACUACAAGUUGGCACAGGUUGCAUAUGCCUCUACUCUAGAGACCAAGACUCAAACUCCAUCUCGUUUCUUCUACUGGAUGCUCCCAAAUGCUCUUCGCCAGUACAAAGGGUUUCUCCAGCUAUUUUUGCAUUUUGGCUGGACCUGGGUUGGAGUGCUUUACCUUAAUAUUGGCAACAUAGCUGAGACUUUGUGGAGGAAUAUUCUUCCCAUGUUUUCCAAAAGAGGCGUCUGCUUUGAGUUCAUAGAACAAUUACCAGCUGGCUUAAUCAGCGACAAUGAAAAAACUGUUCAUAGAUCCCAUGCCAUUUUAAACACGGUUUUCAACAGCACCGCUAAUAUUGUGCUGUUUCAUGGAGAAUUCACGAGUGUAUUAAAUUUAAGGUUUUUACUCAACCUGUUGGAGUUCAGUAAUGUCGGUUAUGGUACAAAAGUCUGGGUGAUGACAGCAGAUGUUGACUUCUCAUCCGUUCUCUUUCAAAGGAGUUGGGACAUUAAUUUCAUGCAUGGAGCUCUGUCUCUAUCAGUGAAAUCAGUGGAGGUAUUAGGAUUCCAAAAUUUUGUUCAGAUGAGAAACCCAGGUUUGGAUAAAGAAGAUAGCUUUUUAAAAGAAUUCUGGCAACAGGCGUUUAAUUGCUUUCUCCCAACUUCUUCUGUCAAGGAAGAGGAUGAGACUAUCUGCAGUGGAAAAGAGAAACUGGAAACUCUCCCUAAGACUGUAUUUGAAACUAGCAUGACUGCCCACAGCUACAGCGUCUACAUUGCUGUCAAUGCAAUUGCACAUGCUUUGCAUAGUCUGUACUCUUCCCAAGGCUGGCAAAGGACAACGAGGAGGCAGAAAGUCCUCAAUCAAGAGUCGUGGAAGAUCCACCAUUUUCUGCAGAGCAUAUCUUUUAAUAGCAGUACUGGAGAGAUUUCCUUUGAUAAAAAUAAGGAAAUCAUUUCUGGGUUUGAUAUUAUAAACUGGAUCACAUUUCCAAAUCAGACAUUUCUUAGAGUCAGAGUUGGAAGGAUAUAUCCAGGAACACUCUCCGACAAACCAUUGAUUAUUUCUGAAGAGAAGAUCAUUUGGCCCAACCGGUUUAAUCAGGAGAGGCCUCUUUCACUCUGUAAUAAGAAGUGCCUUUCGGGUUACAGAAAGACCAAAAUUGAAGGAAAAUCGUUUUGCUGCUAUGAUUGCACUCCAUGUCCAAAGGGCAAGAUCUCAGACAAAACAGAUAUGGAUGAUUGCUUCCAAUGCCCCGAAGAUCAAUAUCCAAACAAUAAACAGAAUUUAUGCAUGCCAAAAUUUAUAACCUACCUGUCCUACAGAGAUAUGUUGGGGGCAGGCUUAGCCACUUCAGCUCUUCUGCUUUCUUUUAUCACAAUCUUUGUGCUAGGAAUCUUCUUGAAGUACCACAACACUCCCAUUGUCAAAGCCAACAACCGCAGCCUCUCCUACACCCUCCUCAUCUCCCUCCUCCUCUCCUUCCUUUGUUCUCUGCUUUUCAUCGGUCGGCCCAUGAAGGUGACCUGUCUCCUUCGACAGACUGCUUUUGGGAUCAUCUUCUCCGUGGCUGUUUCUUGCAUGUUGGCCAAGACCAUCACUGUGGUUCUUGCUUUCAUGGCCACCAAACCAGGAUCAAAGAUGAGGACAUGGGUUGGGAGAAGACUGGCCCUUUCCAUUGUUCUUUCCUGUUCUCUUAUUCAAAGUACUUUUUGUAUGGCAUGGCUUGGAAUUUCUCCCCCCUUCCCGGACUUUGACCUAUGGUCCAUAAAUAGUGAAAUAAUUAUAGAAUGUAAUGAAGGUUCGGUUGCAAUGUUUUAUUCUGUUUUAGGAUUUAUGGGCUUCCUGGCCUUUGUUAGUUUUAUUGCAGCUUUCCUAGCCAGGAAGUUACCAGACACAUUCCAGGAAACCAAGUCAAUUACUUUCAGCAUGCUUGUCUUUUGCAGUGUCUGGUUGUCCUUUGUCCCUGCGUACAUAAGCACCAAAGGAAAAUACACAAUAGCUGUGGAGAUCUUUGCCAUCUUGGCCUCUAGUGCUGGGCUCCUGGCUUUUAUCUUUUUCCCCAAAUGUUAUAUCAUUAUAAUUAGACCAGAUCUUAACAAAAGGGAGCAAUUAACAAAAAGAGUGAAUUAA
Messenger RNA from Ahaetulla prasina, 2445 nucleotides. RefSeq names its product vomeronasal type-2 receptor 26-like. Lineage: Eukaryota; Metazoa; Chordata; Lepidosauria; Squamata; Colubridae. The transcript has 6 exons. The coding region runs from base 1 to 2445 and encodes 814 amino acids. Gene Ontology annotation, molecular function: G protein-coupled receptor activity. Gene Ontology annotation, biological process: G protein-coupled receptor signaling pathway. Gene Ontology annotation, cellular component: membrane. The record is from RefSeq and is a predicted model, not a curated record.